Molecule: messenger RNA, 2305 nt
Organism: Lolium perenne
Lineage: Eukaryota; Viridiplantae; Streptophyta; Magnoliopsida; Poales; Poaceae
Source: RefSeq, a predicted model, not a curated record
CCGUUCCAGCGGAAAAUGGCCAGGACCAGCACGACCUCUCGUUUCUCCCUCCCUCGUUAUUCAAAUACCCUCCGACCUCCUGCAUUCAUUUCAUCGCACCACCACCACCUCCAGUUGAUCGCCAUGAGGGCCCAGCUCGCUCUAGCGCUUCUUCUCCUCCUCGCGGUUGCCUCCACCAGGCAGCUCGCGUCGGCCUUGGACUAUGGCGGUGAGGUGAAGAAAUCGGAGCCCGCCCCUGAGGUUGCUGCCGCCGAGAAGAAAUCUGAAGACCUUGCCUAUGCCGGUGGUGCGGAGAAAUCUGAGCCCGCCUCCGAGAAGAAAGCCGAGGCUGCCGUGGAGAAGAAAGCCGAGGUUGCCGUGGAGAAGAAAGUCGAGGCUGCUGCAGAAAAGAAAGUCGAGGCUGCUGAGGAUAAACCGGCCGCCGCCGACUAUGCCGAGGCUGCUGUAGAGAAGAAAGUCGAGGCUGCUGUGGAGAAGAAAGUUGAGAAGAAAGUCGAGGCUGCUGCCGAGAAGAAAGUCGAGGCUGCUGAGGAUAAACCGGCCGCCGCCGACUAUGCCGAGGCUGCCGUGGAGAAGAAAGUCGAGGCUGCUGUGGAGAAGAAAGCCGAGAAGAAAGUCGAGGCUGCUGCCGAGAAGAAAGUCGAGGCUGCGGAGAAUAAACCAGCCGCCGCCGACUAUGCCGAGGCUGCCGUGGAGAAGAAAGUCGAGGCUGCUGUGGAGAAGAAAGCCGAGGUUGCUGUGGAGAAGAAAGUCGAGGCUGCUGCCGAGAAGAAAGUCGAGGCUGCUGAGGAUAAACCGGACGCCCCCGACUAUGCCGGUGCUAAGAAGAAACCGAGCGUUGCCCCCGCAGAGAACAAACCAGUGAGCGCCCCUGGCUAUGCCGGUGUGGAGAAGAAAUCUGAAGUCGCCGCCGAGAAGAAAUCCAAAAGCAAGAGUAAGGAAGAAGGCUCGGAGAAAAAAUCUAAAAGCACCGAGAAGAAACCCAAAACCAACGCCGAGAAGAAGCCCAAGAGCAAGGACGACGGCUACACCAGCGUGGAGAAGAAAUCGAAAGCAAAAGUAGAUACCUCCAAGGUUGCUGGGGCCGAGAAGAAACCAGAGGUCCCAAAGAAGGACGAACCUAAGAAGCCGAAGGCAAAGAAACCAGAGAGCUACGUUGCACCAAAGAAGGAGGAGCCAAAGAAGGAAGAGCCCAAGAAGGAGGAGCCUGCCCCCGAUGCUUACACCAAACCAACGAAGGACGAGCCAGCCCCUAAGGAGGAGCCGAAGACACCGGCACCCGAUGCCUAUGCCACGCCAAAGGAGGAAGUGAAGAAGGAGGAAGCAAAGAAGGAGGAAGUGAAGGCUGAAGUUAAGAAGGAGGAAGCGAAGAAGGAGGAAGUGAAGGCUGAAGUGAAGAAGGAGGAAGUGAAGGCUGAAGUGAAGAAGGAGGAAGCGAAGAAGGAGGAAGUGAAGGAGGAGGCAAAGAAGGAAGAGGCGUCGGCAGCAGGUACACCCGACGCCUACGCCGAGCCAAAGAAGGAGGAGACAAAGAAGGAGGAAGUAGCGGCGAAGGAGCUGAAGAAGGAGGAAGUAGCAGCAGAGGAGCCGAAAACACCGGCAGCCGAUGCCUACGCCGAGCCAAAGGAGGAGGAGGUAAAGAAGGAGGAAGUAGCAGCAAAGGAGCUGAAGAAGGAGGAAGUAGCAGCAAAGGAGGAGCCGAAAACACCGGCAGCCGACGCUUACGCCGAGCCAAAGAAGGAGGAGGCAAAGAAAGAGGAGGCAGCGAAGGAGGAAGCCAAGACACCGGAAGCUACAACCGACGCUUAUGCCGCGCCGAAGACUGCCGAGCCGGAGACGCCAGCGGCCAGCACAACCGACGCGCCCAAGACUGCCCAGCCAGAGACACCGGCGGCCGAAGCAACUGAUGGCUACGCCGUGCAGAGGCCGAGGAAGAUCGGCCAUUUACCCGGCCUGCCAUACUAAAUUCAAGGGCUCACCGAGUUUACGAGGGACCAAUCGAAGUAAGUUUCCCUCACAGCUCACUUGAGGAGGCAUGGCCGUAAAAUCAUAAUAAGGCCCAUGCUCCGUUUUUACCCCCUGAUUUACAUUGUGCAAGUGCUUGCCCACAAUGUACCACUAAUGCAUGCAACUGCGUUUGCAAUAUUGCUGUACUUUUCUGUAAAGAGAACUUAUACCUGUUUUGUAAAGAGACGGGUGUGUUAUCACUUUGUAUUCUAAAAGGAGUAUAUUUAUGUACCGUGCCUGUAACACUGGAUUCAGUAAAUUCAGGUUUCGUGAAUUCAUUCACGAGAAUUUUGUCGGA